Molecule: messenger RNA, 1335 nt
Organism: Hibiscus syriacus
Lineage: Eukaryota; Viridiplantae; Streptophyta; Magnoliopsida; Malvales; Malvaceae
Product: ATP-dependent Clp protease proteolytic subunit-related protein 3, chloroplastic-like
Exons: 10
Coding region: 86-1075 (329 amino acids)
Biological process (GO): protein quality control for misfolded or incompletely synthesized proteins
Cellular component (GO): endopeptidase Clp complex
Molecular function (GO): serine-type endopeptidase activity; ATP-dependent peptidase activity; ATPase binding
Source: RefSeq, a predicted model, not a curated record
GAACUCUUUCCCCCGCCUCUCGAAUUUCCACGUUCCACAACAACAGUUUUUUCGAGGAAAAAAAUCCAAAGCUUAGGAGGAAUUCAUGGCGUGUUUCUUACAGGCGCCAAUGGCUUACGCAAUCGUAUCUUCAGCUUCAUCUUCUUCUUCUUCUCGAGCUGUUCGAGUACCAAAGCCUUUGAAGCUCAGUUGCGGAGCUUUGGGUGCCAGAAACGCCGCUAAAAUCCCUAUGCCUCCAAUAAACCCUAAGGACCCAUUUCUUUCGAAGCUAGCUUCCGUCGCCUCUUCUUCCCCCGAAUCGCUUGUUAACAGCUCGGUUAAUCCCGAUUCGCCGCCGUUUUUGGACUUGUUUGAUUCUCCCAAGCUCAUGGCAACUCCCGCUCAAGUGGAAAGAUCAGUGUCAUACAAUGAGCACAGGCCGAAAAGCCCUCCACCGGACUUACCUUCAUUGCUUCUUAACGGUAGAAUAGUUUACAUUGGCAUGCCGCUUGUGCCUGCAGUGACAGAGCUUGUAGUUGCAGAACUAAUGUAUCUUCAAUGGAUGGAUCCCAAGCAACCAAUCUAUAUUUACAUAAACUCUACGGGAACAACUCGUGAUGAUGGUGAAACGGUUGGAAUGGAGUCGGAGGGUUUUGCCAUCUAUGAUGCACUUAUGCAGUUACAAAAUGAGGUACAUACAGUUGCUGUUGGGGCUGCUAUAGGUCAGGCUUGUCUUUUGCUUUCAGCAGGAACCAAGGGUAAUCGGUUUAUGAUGCCUCAUGCUAAAGCUAUGAUCCAGCAGCCUCGUGUCCCGUCAUCAGGGUUGAUGCCGGCCAGUGAUGUUCUUAUACGUGCCAAAGAGGUAUUAAUAAACAGGGACACACUUGUGGAACUUCUGGCCAAGCACACCGGAAAUUCGGUAGAGACAGUGGCCGAUGUGAUGAGAAGACCAUUUUAUAUGGAUGCUAACAGAGCGAAAGAGUUUGGGGUCAUUGACAAGAUCCUGUGGCGUGGUCAAGAAAAGGUAAUGGCGGAAGUUGCUUCUCCCGAGGAGUGGGACAAGAAUGCCGGCAUCAAAGUCAUGGAUGGAUUUUAGUGGCCGGGUGGUGGAUACUAUUCAUUAAAGUUCGUUAGCUAGAUCCAGCAUGCCGCCUACAUAGCGUCUGUAACAAGAGUCCGACUCGGUAGAAAUCAUCUUUCAAGGAGUCUUGAACAUGCAGCAAGGAACACCAUUACAGUGAUACAUUUAGCUGAAAUAUAUUGCAGGUUGAUGGAUAUACUUGAUGAAGAUGGAAAGAUAGGAAUUCUGUAUAAUCUUUAAGAUUGUUGAUAAUUUUACAAUUGCCUUUGCCACCA